AUGCAAAGUGACUACAGAACAAUGUGACAAUUCUCCUCUAGUUUAAGGGUAAAAGCUGAACCCAUUCAUUAAACCACGCCAUCAAGGCACAUUUUGCCACACUGUGACGUGCGGUACGAGCUGGUUUGUGAUGGUCCAGCUUUACUUUCACCAAUGGCCCGUCGUGAUGUGCCUCUCCCAAUUCUGCGACCCGACCGACCAGCUACAUCGGGGAAGCUCCACAAGCUCCAGUCUCCAUCCGCCAUUUUCAGCACACUGGAAAGCAGGUAGACCAAAAAACUCCACAGAGCCGGUAAAAACAACAGAAUCCAUGAAAUAAGAAAGGUCUUAGGAGUCUUAAAGUUCAACUGAGUGUUAAAUCCUUGGCGCAGGCUGUAAUGGCUUUGCCUCAAGGAGCAUAUGAAACCCUGGACGACAUCCCAGCCCAUGUGUGGAAGGGGCUGCCAAACAGCAUGAAGCUGGAGCCAUCAGCUGUCAACCCCAGUCGCAUUGGUGUCUGGGCAUCUAGAUUAAUACCAAAAGGCAAACGAUUUGGACCAUUUGUAGGAGAGCGAAAGAAGAGGUCUCAAGUGACGAGCAAUGUUUACAUGUGGGAGGUGUAUUUUCCAGCCUGGGGGUGGAUGUGUGUAGAUGCCACAGAUCCAAUGAAAGGAAACUGGUUGCGGUAUGUGAACUGGGCUCGAUCUUCUCAAGAGCAAAACCUUUUUCCACUGGAGAUUAAUCGAGCCAUUUACUACAAAGUGUUAAGGCCAAUCGGCCCGGACGAAGAACUUCUCGUGUGGUACAAUGGGGAAGACAAUCCUGAGAUAGCAGCUGCAUUAGAGGAAGAAAGGACUAGCAACCUGAACAAGAAGAGUUCACCUAGAGCAAAGCGAGCAAGGAGGUCUCUGAAAAGCAAGGAGCUGUCUGAAAAAUCCAGGCAGACUGAUUUGGGUGGGUUCUGUGAACCGAAGAAAUUGAGCGCCUCUGAACCCUCAAUAACAGAGAUGCGGGACUCAGAGGAAGGGCUUAAUGGUGAGGAAGGACCGUCUUCACCUUCUGAGUUACAACAGGAGAAUGCAGUUUCCCAGGCAUUGUCUACAGAAAAUGAAAACCCUGUCCAGUCUCAUGCAACAGAGAUGAACCGGUGGGAAGGACUGAAUGAGGAAAACACAGAGGCUGAUGGACAACUGCAGCAACCACAGUUAAAUCAGAGCCCACAGCACCCCUCUGAGGCAGAAUCAGUUGAGGGGAAUGAAAAGUCUCUCCUGCAAUCACAUUCAGGCAGCCCUGCGGAAGAAAGCUCAGAAAGUCCACUAUGUGAUACAGACUGUAUAUCUUCUUUAGCAAACCCUGAGUUAGAGGCAGAGGGGGAUUUUGAGGAUGACCCCCAGGGAGAAACAUACCCCUGUCAGCACUGCGAGCGUCAUUUCUCCACCAAACAGGGCCUGGAGCGUCAUACUCAUAUUCACACUACUUCAAACCAUCAAACUCAUACGUUUAAGUGCCGGUACUGUGCCAAGCCCUUUGGCUCUCAGGUAGGCAGGCGCAGACAUGAACGUCGACAUGAGAAUGGGAGUAAAACUUUAAAUAGGCCUGGGUCACUUAGCGGCACAUCAUUCCUCCCCAGUCCCACAGUGGCUAAUGACUCUGCUACCUCUGGCAGUGUGUCUUCUCCAAGCCAUUCAGUCGUUAUAAGCACACAGAAUGGUCCACCUCAGCAGACCUCUGAGAGUUUGAAAAAAGAGCCUGGUGCAGAAUCUGAUCGACCUUUUAUAGUAGAUGAGAAUGGGGAGUCAAAAGAGCUUCAUCCUUGCAAAUACUGUAACAAGGCUUUCGGCACACACACCAACAUGCGCAGACACCAACGCAGAAUCCAUGAGCGGCAUCUAAUGCCAAAAGGUGUUCGACGAAAAGGUAUGCUCCUUCAGGAGAGUUCAUCCCAACAGCAUCAGCAUGAACAAGGGCAGACAGUUUCACUCCAGGAAGAGUCACCAAGUGCCAGUCCACCACCUAUCUAUGUGCCCAGUGUGGAGACGGAGGAUGAGGGAGAAAGGGAGGAGUGCAUGGUAGAUAUCUCUAACAAUAUAUCUGAAAAUCUGAGCCAUUACAUCGAUGGAAAGAUUCCAUCUACAAGUACAGUGAGCAACUGUGAGGUCAUUGAAGUUGAUUCAAACACCGCAGCAUUGUUUGGUCUUGAUACUCUGAUUUUAAGUCCAAAACAAAUUGGUCAUGCUCUUAAAGUUGAAACACGGACAUGUCCAGCAAAAGAAGUUUCAUGCGUAACUCAGGCUACUCAGAGAAGACGAACUGCUACACCACCUCUGCUGCCUGGUGUAAAAGUGGAGGCAGAAACUGCCUCGUCGUCUUCCUCCCUGUCCUCUCCUUCCUCUCAGUCCUCUUUGCUAGUAGGAAACAUUUUCUCCCAGUCAACUGAGACAUUAGCUUUUCCAAAGGAGAAAACAGUUUAUCUAUCUCCAAAAUUGAAACAACUACUACAAGCCCCUGACGGUCAGAAACCAGCCAUUGGUCUAAUUACAGACAGUAGAUUGACCACCCCACUUUCAGUAACUUCACUGCCUGCUGUCCAGGGUAAGUUUAAAAGAAGAACUGCCUCCCCUCCCACAACUUCACAGAAUAGCCCACCACAAAGAAAUGACAACACAAACUCCGCAACUGGGGUUACGUGUUCUCUGAAGGUGCCAAAGAUGGAAAGCGUGACAGAUUCUUGGACUUCGCCCAGCAAAGAUCAUGGGGACACAGAGAGUUUGACAGGAAAAGACUGGUCUCCCUCAAGAAGUGGUGGGAAUUCUUGCAAUCAGCAGCCGCUUGACCUUUCAAAUUCCUUUAGUAAACGAGACGAUAGCAUAAGCAGAGGGUCUGGAGAGGCUGUGCUUGACUUAAGUAUGAGCCGUAAAAGUCCUGUUGACCAUGAAGUAAAGACAGGCUCAGCAACACUACCGCCACAUGUAAAAAGAAAGAAACCCAAUACUAGCAUUUUAGAGAAAGUGUUAAUGAAUGAGUAUGCUGGGCUAAACUCACCUGGAGAAGAAGAAUCCAACACUGUUGGAAGCCCUGAUGCUUUUUCAUCAUCCGAGAGUGCCACAUGUGUUGCCCCUUCUAGUCCUGGGUCAGGAUCAGAACGCCUUCCUUGUGAAUCAACCUCUCCCCCCUCCCUGACCCUUAUGACUAUCAAUCCGUCCUCGCCCUCUUCAUCAAGUAUAGCAUCAUCUACCCCACCUCCUCCAGUCUUACCCACUAUCCCAUCUCCGCCACCUUUAUCAUCAAAGCAUUUUCCGUUGUCUGACGCCUUAACACCUUCCCCUUUUCCAGUGUUGUCCCCUAAAAUGUCCCCUAAAGCUGUUGAUAGUUUAGAAGAUGUUUCAGAUUCAUCUGCUUUAACAGAACCAUGCCAUGAUGCAUUAAAUUCCAUUGUUAGUGAAUCAAACCAAACUGCUGAGCAGUUAGACUCUGUAAAUUCUCCUCUGCCUCAGGAUGCAAAAAGACAUUGUACAGCAGAUUCAUCUUCAAAGUCGGAAACACUACUUGAGGGCUCAACCCAUGAUUCUAAGCCUCAGUUUUUAAAAACUGCAGACCAAGCAGGUUCUUCUCACCUGGAGUGGGAUACUUCCUCUGAAAGCAACCAAAGCCAUUCCUGUGAAGGAACUCUCCCCCAAGACCUUAAUAAUAAAACAGAAGUCAGACAAAAAUCAAAGUCUCCCCUUUCUACAGUACAAUCAACUCCUAAAAAGGAAUCCUCAUCCCCAAACUUUCUCAGCAAAUUGCAUUCGCCACAGAGGAGCUCAGAGGCUGAUGACAACUUAAUUAUAGAGGAUGUAAGAAAAAAAGAGGAGAUGGUAGACAUAACUGCAAAUGGGGCUGACGUUUCACCUGGAACUUCAGUUAGAAGUUCUGAUGAGGUUGACUCUGCAGAGCGGGAGACUUUUGUCAAAAGUUUUGUGUGCAACGUCUGUAAAGAGCCAUUCCGCUCCAUCAAAGACCUUAGUGGUCAUAUAAUAGAGCAUGCAUCAGAGUGGCCUUUUAAGUGUGAGUUUUGCGUGCAGUUAUUUGGUAACGCCACUGCUCUUCUCGAACACCGCUCGUCUCUCCACGGGGUGGGAAGAAUUUAUGUUUGCUCUAUUUGCUCAAAGGAGUUUGCCUUCCUCUGCAAUCUUCAGCAACAUCAAAGUGACCUACAUCCAAGUCAGAGUUGCACUCACACUGCCGUUGAAAAUGGAAAGCUCAGACCUCAGAACUACACAAAUCCAGCUUGUGCAAAUAUAGAGAAAGAUGCUGUUCUUGACUCAACUGCUGGGGCUCCCUCUGAGAAUUCUUCUGAGGAGCAUAACAAUGACACUAACAAGGUGGAAGAAGAGGAAGGUGGACAUGAAGACCCUACAGAAGAGCUAUACACUACAAUAAAGAUUAUGGCAUCUGAGGCUGGCAAGCCAAAAGGUCCAGAUGUCCGGCUUGGCAUUAAUCAGCACUACCCAAGUUUCAAGCCUCCACCUUUUCCUUACCACAACCGAUCCCCGGAUGGCUCAGUUGCCUCUGCCACUAAUUUUACCACACACAAUAUCCCCCAAACAUUUAGCACUGCAAUCCGCUGUACCAAAUGUGGAAACAGCUUUGACAACAUGCCUGAGCUACACAAACACAUAUUAGUUUGUGCUAAUGCUAGUGAUAAGAGACGUUAUACCCCUAAGAAGAAUCCCAUUCCUCUCAAGCAGGUUGUGAAACAAUCUCCUAAUGGUAUUUCUCCAACAGGACCUUCAACUGGGCAGAAUGCCUUCCGCAGAAUGGGUCAACCAAAAAGGCUUAACUUUAACCAAGAUUUAACAUCCAAAGUCAAGUUAUCAGCCCUAAAUAAGAAGAAAAACCAGCUUGUCCAGAAAGCUAUAUCACAGAAGAACAAAUUUGCAGCUUCUGCAAAGAAACCGACAGCCCGGGUAAAGGAAGAGGAGACUCGUGAGGUCCAUGCAUGUCCAUACUGUAGUCGAGAGUUCACAUACCCAGCCAGUCUUACGAAACAUAUUGCUUGCAGCUGCCCGCAAAGACCUGUUGCCAAGAAGUUGAAAAAAGGUGCUCUGACACCUCAAGACAAAAACAGGAGUCUCAGAAGUCGAGCUACUGACUCUGAAGUCAAACAAGAAGCAGUUUCUGGAUCAAGCACACCGUCCUUGGGAAAAACCAGAGCUCGAACCUCUGAACCAGUUGAGAAUGAAGCUCCAGCAGCAAAUAAAGGCAAAGAACCUCAGGUACGUACUAAGAGGCCAUCCUCAAAUGUAGUCAACGCUGCCCCACAAAUUAAGAAAGGCAAAAAAAGCAAUGAGCCAUUGACUUUUAUAACUCCUGCUGUUACUGAUGACUCUUCAACACGACCACCAUCUAAAAUGCAACGUGGAUUUAAAGAGGUGGUGGUCAAGAAGGAGGUUGUUGACAAGAAAGAGGUAGUUGUUAAAAAGGAAGUUGUCAACAAGGAGGUUGGUGAUAAAAAAGAGGCAGCAGUCAAGAAGGAGGUUGUUGAUAAAAAAGAGGCAGCAGUCAAGAAGGAGGUUGUUGACAAAAAAGAGGCAGCUGUCAAGAAGGAGGUUGUUGUGAAAACGGCACAAUCUAAGAAGGAGGAACGUUUUUCAGCUAGGAUGCGGGAGAGGAAAGGUGGGCCGGUGACACGAAGUGUACAGAUGACAAGUGCUCCUUCAGAAGUAAAGAACGAAGACCUCUUAAUCAAUGAACCAGGGCAGUCUGAGGAGUCUCUUUUGAAGUUAGCCAGGUAGAAGUCCACAUUCUCUAAAGGAUUUCUUUUAGUCAAUGACUGGAAGGGGAACUUUCAACUAAAUUGGAUUAACCUGAUUACAGCCUGAAUGUUCGGGGGACCAGGAGAAUUCUUCCUGCUUAUGUUUUUGCGUCGGCCCAUUGGAAGUAUCUUCUCAGUGCACUUUUAUAAAUAAGCCUUUGGAUGUCUCACUCCCAAAAUGGACUGAAGAAAGUAAAUAAAUAAAUCUCUAUCACGCGUAACAUUACUUGAUUUAUAAAUACUGACCUUUUGAUUUUAAGGUAUUGCAAAAGGCAAUCAUUCAGCAGUUAUCCUUUCUUAGACCCAGUUUAAUGCGUAAGGUUUUUGGAUCCAGUUGUCUCCUGAUGCAUGUGCUUCUGUAUACAGAAUUAUUGGACUGAUCUUCUCAAUGUCUGUACUCCGUUUGGACCCGCUCCUCUUUUACUGAGAAAAAAAUAUUUGAAGAGUAUAUAUGUAUAUUUAAGUAAAUGUUAUCCUCCACAGGGAAUGUUUAUCAUAAUCUGAGAGGCUUUUUUUGUUUUUACUUUUGUUGUUCGACGUUUAUUUUGACAGUAAAUGAAUUGAGCUGUUUGAUACAGUCAGGGGGAGCAGGAGAAAAAAAGUUUGCUGUAUGUUAAAGUGUUUGACCUUCACCUGAACCAGCCAAAACCCGUAAGCCAUUUUCUUUUCUCUGUACCUUUUGUAAAUUACAGCAGGGCUGCUGACCAUUAAAAUCACACUAAAAUUUCAACUGGGAAUGACGAACGUCUUCUGCACUUGCAUGGAAAUGAUUUAAAAGUUGUAAGUGCCAUUAUUACAACCCAAAUUAUGUAACUGUUUGCAUAUUGGUGAUCUGGUCAAUCAGGUUGCUUGUUUCUAUGAAAAGCACUUUACUUGGGCUAAUUUGCCUUUUAUGGAUAUCUCAAAGUUUGAGGUGAUUAUACAAUAUGUGAUGACACCUGCUUGAAAACUGUAUAAGAACAGCAUUAAUUUUCACUGGUAUAUUAUACGCAUGUAUGUCAAAGCCAGAGGCAACCUCGGGAAUUUGCUUCCAGUCUAUUAAGACCUCCUUCAAGUUGCAUUAAUAGUAUAAUUACUCGUUUAUUGCCGUGACGCCAUCAUGAGCACUCGGUUUCUUUGGUAACCAAGCAUUACAUAAAUGUUUUUUUCGUUUCUCAUUUUUAUAAAAUGGAUAAGGCCUCUGCUUUAAUAGAACAUCAACUGGACUUAAAACGGUUAGUGGUCUACCUCCUGGCAAGCUUUGAACUGAUGCGUUUUCUGCCUUUGGACGGCGUAAUCCCUCUCACUCCCAUGCCCGUCUCUACCGUGUCAUUUCCACUUUACAACCUGGACAAUGAGGACAGGGAUCUGCACAAGAUCUAAAUGCUUGAAAUGUUUUUUAAGCAAGGAACUCGAAAUGAUGUUUCUUUUUCUUUACGGAAUUUCCGUCUUGCAGUAUGUCUUUGUCCUGCAUUGAUAUAUUUUUGGGAAUGAAAUGUUGACUGUGUUUUGUGAUUAUGAAUAAUAACCUUCACAAAUGUAAAAUGCAUUGUUCUAAUUGAUAUAUUAAACCGUUUUUUUCCAAUGUA
This is a messenger RNA of Danio rerio (zebrafish), 7344 nucleotides long. The record is from RefSeq and is a predicted model, not a curated record. Lineage: Eukaryota; Metazoa; Chordata; Actinopteri; Cypriniformes; Danionidae.